AUGGAGCGAAGCCACAUCUUCUCCACUCUGCCACCCAACAGCAGUGUGUGGAGCCCAGGGCAGCCGGCCCCCAGCCUCCAGCACUGCCCCCUGGGACCACUGCCUGUCAUCUACUACAGCACCCUGCUCUGCCUUGGCCUGCCCGCAAACAUCCUGACAGUGACUGUCCUGUCCCAGCUGGUGCUCCGAUGCCAGAAGUCCUCCUACAGCUACCUCCUGGCCCUGGCGGCCGCCGACAUCCUGGUGCUGCUCCUGGUUGUGUUCGUGGACUUCCUGCUGGAGGACUUCAUCCUGGGAGCGCCUCUGCCCCCGACCCUCAACAAGGCGGUGCAGGUGCUGGAGUUCUCCUCCAUCCACACCUCCAUCUGGAUCACCGUGCCGCUGACGGUGGACCGCUACGUCGCUGUCUGCCACCCGCUGCGCUACCACACCCUCUCCUACCCAACCCGCGCUCGGCGCAUCAUCCUGGCCGUCUACUUGGGUGCUCUGCUCUCUAGCGCCCCCUACUACUGGUGGCCGGACCUGCGGCGGGAGCCGCCGGGCGCAGCCGUCACCCCCGGGCAGCACGCGCUGGUGUGGACACACUGCAUCACCGUCUACCUGGUGCCCUGCGCCAUCUUCUUCGCCCUGAACUCCGCCAUUGUGCGCCAACUCCGCGGCCGCCGCAGCGGCUUCCAACUCGGGGGCUGCCCCACGGGCAAGACCACUGCCAUCCUGCUGGCCAUCACCUCCGUCUUCGCCGCCCUGUGGGCCCCCCGCACCGCCGUUAUCCUCUACCGCCUCCACACGGCCCCGCCCGCCGGUCCCGGGCCCGUCCCCCCCCGUACUCUCCACCUGCUGGCCGACGUGGCCAACAUGUUGGCGCUGCUCAACACCGCCGUCAACCUCUUCCUGUACUGCUUCAUCAGCCGCCGUUUCCGCCGCGCCGCCGACGCCACGCUGAGGGCCGCCCUCCGCUGCAGGGGGCAGCCGCCCCCUUUCUACGCCGCCCGCAACCUCUCCGUCACCAGCAGCCCCUGGAUCUCGCCCGCCAGCUCCCACUGCAUCAGGAUGCUGGUGUACCAGCACGACAGCAGCGGCAGGCUCGUCUGCACUUCCUCCUGA
Messenger RNA from Megalops cyprinoides (Indo-Pacific tarpon), 1104 nucleotides. RefSeq names its product probable G-protein coupled receptor 139. Gene Ontology annotation, biological process: G protein-coupled receptor signaling pathway. Bases 1 to 1104 code for a protein of 367 amino acids. The transcript has 2 exons. Lineage: Eukaryota; Metazoa; Chordata; Actinopteri; Elopiformes; Megalopidae. Gene Ontology annotation, molecular function: G protein-coupled receptor activity. Gene Ontology annotation, cellular component: membrane. The record is from RefSeq and is a predicted model, not a curated record.